Molecule: messenger RNA, 3449 nt
Organism: Galleria mellonella (greater wax moth)
Lineage: Eukaryota; Metazoa; Arthropoda; Insecta; Lepidoptera; Pyralidae
Gene: IKKepsilon
Product: inhibitor of nuclear factor kappa-B kinase subunit epsilon
Exons: 7
Coding region: 265-2511 (748 amino acids)
Biological process (GO): peptidyl-serine phosphorylation
Cellular component (GO): cytoplasm
Molecular function (GO): ATP binding; protein serine/threonine kinase activity
Source: RefSeq, a predicted model, not a curated record
AAAUAUUGUCAAUUUGGUUUACCUAGGUAAUUUCAAUUUGUCGUGGAUAAAUAAAUAAAAAAUAUAAUAAAAGUUCCUUCUAUUGUUGUUUACAUGUAAUUUUUAACAUUUAAUUUAUACAACGUGUACAUUUUUACUUUUAUAAGUAAUGAAAUAGAUUUAAUGUAAAGUGAUUUUCUAAACAACAUUUUAUAGAUAACAUGGAAUUACUUGAUUUAUGCCAGUAAAAAAGAGUAAUAAACUUUUGGAACAAAGGAAAUCAUAAUGUCGUUCUUGAGAGGUUCAGAGAAUUAUGUGUGGUGUACGACGAGCGUCCUGGGCAAAGGCGCUACUGGCGCAGUGUUUCAAGGAGUGAAUAAGAAUAAUGGUGAACCGGUGGCUGUAAAAACAUUUAACCAACUGAGCCAUAUGAGACCACAUGACGUGCAAAUGCGAGAAUUUGAGGUUUUGAAAAAGGUGAAACAUGAGAAUAUUGUAAAAUUACUGGCUAUUGAAGAGGAGCAGGAGGGGCGCGGGAAAGUUAUUGUUAUGGAACUGUGCACAGGAGGGAGUUUGUUUAACAUACUGGACGACCCCGAGAACACUUAUGGCCUUCAAGAACACGAAUUUCUACUGGUGUUAGAACAUUUAACGGCUGGCAUGAAGCAUUUGCGUGACAACAAUUUAGUACACCGAGACUUGAAACCCGGAAACAUUAUGAAGUACAUCAAUGAGGAUGGCACUACCACAUACAAGUUGACAGACUUUGGCGCAGCUAGAGAGUUACAGGAAGAGGAGCAGUUUGUAUCAUUGUAUGGCACUGAAGAAUACUUACAUCCUGAUAUGUAUGAGAGAGCAGUAUUGCGAAAACCAGUAGGCAAGAGUUUUGGGGCCACAGUAGACCUGUGGUCCAUAGGAGUGACCCUGUAUCAUGUUGCAACAGGACAACUACCAUUCAGACCAUAUGGUGGCCGGAGAAAUAAAGAAACAAUGUUUUAUAUCACUACUAAGAAAUCAUCAGGAGUUAUUGCAGGAACACAAACGACAGAAAAUGGCCCUAUAGAAUGGUCUCGGGAGCUGCCCUCCCAUUGCCAGUUAAGCCAGGGCCUAAGGAAACUAGUCACACCAUUAUUGGCGGGGCUGCUGGAAGUGGAUCCACAUAGGAUUUGGAGCUUUGAAAGGUUUUUCUCGGAGGUGCAAACUGUCACAUCUACAAAACCCAUACACAUAUUUCAUGUGAACAAAGCAGUCAGUAUAAAGGUGUUCCUAAAGCCGGAGGAGAAGUACGAACACCUGCAGACGUACAUCUGCGAGCAGACGAGCGUCGUUGCCGAGACGCAGAUACUGCUCUACAAGGACACGCUGCUCACCUCCGAGAUAGAUGAAAACACGCUGGGCAAGAACUACCCGGACACGACGGCCGAGGAGCCGCUGCUGCUGUUCAACAAGAACAACAACAACGUGAGCAUGCCGCCGGAGCCGGAGAUACCCAAGUUCCCUGUAUUUCCUAAUAUAGUGUCCGUGGAGAACGACGCUAGUCAGGCUAAGACGGCGUGCAGCGUGGGCCACGUGAUCAAGCGGCGCGUGGAGGCGCUGUGCGGCGCGUCGGCGCUGAUGGGCGCGUGCGUGCGGCGCUGGGGGGCGCUGCUGGCGCGGCGGCUCGACGCGACGGCGGCGCGCACGGACGCGCUGGCGGCGCACGCGCAGCGCCUGCACGACGCGGCGCGCGCGCUCGAGCUGGCGGCGCGCGGCGCGGCUGCCGGGCCAGUGUCGGCCGCCGCGCUGCUGGCCGGCGAGGCGGAGGCGCUGCGCGCGGCGGCGGCGGCGCUGCGCGCGCGGCACGCGGCGGGCGGCGUGCGCGGCGACUGGGAGGCGGCGGCGGCGGCGGCGGCGGCGGCGUGCCCGGCGGCGCUGCGGCUGGCGGCGCGCGCGCGCGCGCUGGUGGAGCGGCUGCGCGACUCGUGGCAGCACCUGGUGCGCGACCGCGCCACGCGCUCGCUCACCUACAACGACGAGCAGUUCCACGUGCUCGAGCGCAUCACCGUCGCCGAGACCGGCCGCCGCGCGCGCGCGCUGCUGCAGCGCGCCGCGCCGCUCGCGCGCGCCCGCGCCGACGCCGUCGCCGACUGGUACAAGGUGGCGCAGACGGUGUACCUGCAGACGCAGAUCCUGGACAAGGACGCGGCGAGCGCGGAGCUGAAGCUGCUGGCGCUGGCCGCGCGGCUGCAGGACGCCGAGCGUACCGCCCGCGCACAGCUCGCGCUGCACAAGCAGGCGGAGGCGGGCGGCGCGGCGGCGGAGGCGGCGGCGGCGGCGGCGCGGGCGGGCGCGUGCUGCCGGUGCGGCGCGGUGAGUGCGGGUGGCGGCGGUGGUGGCGGCGGUGGUGGCGGCGUGGGCGCGGCGGGCGCGGGCGUGCGCGCGCUGCUGGCGGCGCAGCAGGAGGUGGCGGCGGCCGUGGCGGCCAACUCGGCGCUGGCCGCGCGCCUGGCCGCCGCCGCCGCCGCCGCCGCCGCGCGCGACCUGCAGCCCUAGCACGCGCGCGCGCGUACACCUACACCUACACCUACACCUACACGCUACUGCAUUUUAUUUGUACUAAAUAUAUUUAGCGACCAGUAUCUAUCUGAAGACGUCAAGAGCCCCCGAAACCACAGUACUUGCGUGCGUAGUGAGAGUGAACGAGGCACGAGAUGCGUGCAAGGAUAAAGACAUUUGACGUUCCGUUAUCUCUGCCUACCUCUCGAGGGACUCGAUAGAAAAAUAAAUAGUAAUAAGUAGUACAAUUAAAAAAAUAAAUAAUCACAGAGUAUGUUUCCGACACCACGGCAACUGAACACUUGUUGACACUAAUUUUUUCUGUCACUCCUAGCCUCUCUGCUCAAAAAUAGACGAUAGAAAACUACAAAUAUAAUAUUGUACUUGCCAACCGAGCGGAAAAGUAUUUGUAAAAAAUAAAAAACACUAAAGGUGCUCACCCUGUAUAUAAGGAGACAUUUUGUAUUUAAAUAAAAGACAGCAAUAAUUUAUCGUAUGUAAUUAUAUUAUUGUUCCAAUAAAAUAUAAAUAAAUUGUACAUGUAAUAUAUAGUUGUUAGAGCAACAGCAAUAAGAUUGAACGAUUUAUGUCGGAAACAAAAUAUUUUUAUAUACACAACGAACGUUCAUAUAUACAUCCAUAAUCCUAAAAGUUAGCAUCAUUGACACGACUGCGCUCGAAGCAAUGGAAAUACCAUUAUGGAAAAAUGUCACAUACCUCGCCAACACACGCCAAAUCUAAACCGUGUUACAUAUGUAGCCGUAUCACUCCAUCUGUUCGCGAUUUCCUACAAACUUCUUUGUCGAUUUAAAAAAAAUGGAUUAAUACUUCAAACAUUCCAAAAACAAAGGCAUACAUCGUUCAAUCUAUUUGCGGUCUCUAGUUGUAACCGAUUGGAAUGUAUAAAAACAGUAUACAAUAUAUCUUUAUACAGC